Messenger RNA from Cervus elaphus (red deer), 1564 nucleotides. It is a transcript of the gene LRPAP1, whose product is annotated as LDL receptor related protein associated protein 1. The coding region runs from base 51 to 1199 and encodes 382 amino acids. Lineage: Eukaryota; Metazoa; Chordata; Mammalia; Artiodactyla; Cervidae. Gene Ontology annotation, molecular function: heparin binding; lipase binding; very-low-density lipoprotein particle receptor binding. Gene Ontology annotation, biological process: negative regulation of receptor internalization; negative regulation of very-low-density lipoprotein particle clearance. The transcript has 8 exons. The record is from RefSeq and is a predicted model, not a curated record. Gene Ontology annotation, cellular component: endoplasmic reticulum; endoplasmic reticulum-Golgi intermediate compartment; endomembrane system.
GGGCCUUUUCAGUCCUGCAGCUCCCGGGGCUCUGAGUCUGGUGGCGGAAGAUGGCGUCGGGCAAGGUCCUGUCCGCGCUGCGCGCGCUCCGGCAGCCGCUGUCGCCGCUGCUGCUGCUGUUGCUCCUCGGGCCGUGGGCCGCGGCGGGCCAUGCCGGCAAGUACUCGCGGGAGAAGAACGAGCCGGCGCCGCCCUCGAAGCGCGAGCCCGCGGCGGAGUUCCGCAUGGAGAAGCUGAACCAGCUGUGGGAGAAGGCUCAGCGGCUGAACCUUCCUCCUUUGAAGUUGUCCGACCUCCACACUGAUCUGAAGAUUCAAGAACGGGAUGAAUUCAAAUGGAAGAAGCUGAAGGCUGAGGGUCUGGAUGAGGACGGGGAGGAGGAGGCAAGGCUGGUCCGCAGCCUCAGCGUCAUCCUGGCCAAGUACGGUCUGGACGGCAGGAAGGACUCGCGGGUCGUGAGCAGCAACUUCAUCGACCACGGCACCGAUGACAACAGCCUGGAGGACCCCCGGCUGGAGAAGCUGUGGCACAAGGCGAAGACCUCCGGGAAGUUCUCCAGUGAAGAGCUGGACAAGCUGUGGCGGGAGCUGCAGCACCACAAGGAGAAGGUGCAGGAGUACCACGUGCUGCUGGAGGCCCUGGGCAGGACCGGAGAAAGCCACGAGAACGCCAUCGGGCCGGUGGACGUGAGCGGCGUGCAGGCGGAAGCACUGGCGAGCAGGCACGCGGAGCUGAAGGACCGGCUGCGGAACAUCGGCCAGGGCUUCGACCGGCUGCGCAGGGUCAGCCACCAGGGCUACGGCGCGGAAACCGGUUGGCGCGCGUGCCCCGGCGCCCCAGGCUGGGGUCUCCGAGCCCGUCUUCACUCUCGUGCAGAGUUCAUGGAGCCCCGGGUGGUGGACCUCUGGGACAUGGCCAAGUCGGCCAACUUCACCGAGAAGGAGCUGGAGUCCUUCCGGGAGGAGCUCAAGCACUUCGAAGUAAAAAUCGAAAAGCACAACCAUUACCAGAAGCAGCUAGAAAUUUCUCACCAGAAGCUGAAGCACGUGGAGAGCUUCGGGGACCAGGAGCACAUCACCCGCAACAAGGAGCGGUACGCCAUGCUGGAGGAGAAGACCAAGGAGCUGGGCUACAAGGUGAAGAAGCACAUGCAGGACCUCUCCAGCCGCGUCUCCAGGGCCCGCCACAACGAGCUCUGAGGCCACCUGAGCUCCGAGGCCCCGGCCCGGCCCGCCGCACGGAGGCACCAGCGGCCUGCGGUUCCCGAAGAGGGGCCCGGCCCUCGGGGGUUGCUUGUCCAUCAGCAGGACCUCAGGGAAGGUGUGAAGGGGACGGGCCGGGAGGGGCUGUAGCCGGAAGGACGGAUGGACUGCCACGGGUGACCCGGGGCCAGGAGGAGGAGCUCCACAAGCCUGCGCCUCGCUAGCUGCCCGUGGAGUGGCGGCCCCCUGCGCUACAAGGUCACAGUUUGCAUUGAAAUCUCAUGAAUCUGCCACUGGAAAUACUAUGUACAGGAGUCCUUACAAAUAAACGACAGUAUUUAAUUAAACCUCGUGGCCACUGA